AUGACAGUGAAACUAGUCUUUAAGACUUUUUGAACCAUGCUCUAAUGCUCAGUUGGGUAUUUCUGUUUUGAGGUGUAGAGCAUCAAACUUUUACAUAAACCCUGAUCUAGACAGUGUGCGUGUGUCACGCAGCUUUGAUGGUCUCACACUCACACCUACACGUUCCUAUUCAGCUCUCAGUGAAGGGCCGCCUUCUGUUCAGGUCGCAUAAUUAUCAUUCUUAUUACGCAGCUGUGCCCUACCCAAGUUGUCUUUUCCUGAUCAGAAACCAGAAGGAACAGAAACCUCUGUGUUUUCCAUUAGACUUGUGUGUGUUGAUACUGAUUUUCUCGCAGUCUCAGGGGAGAGAAAAUGGAGCAAUUUGAUUACGAUGACAAAAUGUUACAAGCUGUGUAUGAUGAAAUUGUGGAGCCGUGUUCGACGGAGCUCAAAGGGAAGACCGAGACCUUCCUCCAGCUAUUCGUUCACCCCAUCAUUUGUUUUGUUGGUUUCAUCGGCAACGCCCUCGUGAUCGUGACGUACGCUUUCUACAAGCGGACCAAGUCCAUGACUGACGUGUACCUGCUGAACGUGGCCAUCGCGGACAUCCUGUUUGUGGUGGCGCUGCCUUUGAUCAUCUACAGCGAGCAGUACGGAUGGUCCAUGGGGAACUUGUCUUGCAAGCUUCUGCGUGGCAUCUACAGCGUGAACCUCUACAGCGGCAUGCUGCUCCUGGCCUGCAUCAGCGGAGAUCGCUACCUUGCCAUCGUUCAGGCCCGCCGGUCCUUCCGGCUGCGUUCAAGCACUCUGCUUUACAGUCACCUGGCCUGCGCAGUCGUGUGGUUGUCAGCCUUGCUCUUGUCCCUUCCCACCUUCAUGUUUUAUGAGCGUUACCAGCCCGGUCCAUCUGAAUCCAGUCUUUUCAACAGUACAGACGGGCCGUACGUGUGCUUUUUUAAAUUUCAGUCGAACGAAACGGCACGGGUGAUGAAAACUGUGGUGCCCAGCUCUCAGGUUGCGUUGGGUUUCUUCUUGCCGCUGCUGAUUAUGGGAUUCUGUUACUCCAGCGUCAUUGUCACCCUCCUUCGGGCCAAGAACUUUCAGAGGCACAAGGCAGUGCGUGUGGUCUUCACAGUGGUCCUUGUGUUUGUGGUCUGCCAUAUGCCUUAUAAUAUUGCACUGUUGUUUUAUACCGUCAACAUGUUUCAAGAGCAGGAAUGCAGCACCGAGGAGUCCGUCGGAUUGACCAUGAUUAUAACGAGAAGCUUGGCGUACCUGCACGCUUGUCUCAAUCCGCUUCUGUACGCCUUCAUCGGGGUGAAUUUCAGAAACCACUUCCGGAAGAUCUUAAGGGACAUCUGGUGCUUGGGGAAGAACUACAUGUCGGCGAGACGGUCCUCACGGGCCACCACUGAAAUGUACAUUUCCACGCGGCGCUCUAUGGAUGGCUCGAACAAUGAAAAUGGCACUUCGUUUACCAUGUGAUUGGUUCUAAUUAAGGGCAAAGUGCCCAGCAUCGUGACUGACAGACUGAUUAGCAUCGAUCAAGAAUGGACAUUUAGUCAUCAUUUAUUCACCUUCAUGUUGAUCCAGACUUGUAUGACUUUUUCUUUUGUGUCCCACAAAAAAGAAAGAAAGAAAGGCUCACAGUUUGAGUGGGACAACAUGAGGUUGAGUAAAUGAUGAAUUAAUUGUUUAAUUAUGCUAAUUACAAACUAAAGAGGGAAAAUAGUUUGGGUUUUUUUCCAUGAUCUAUAUCUUCAGAGUGUAAAAAGUCCUCUUGUUUUUAAGAAUUUUGCAGUCAAUAGGCACUAUUUAGUACUAAUGCAAAAUGUUUUUAUUUUUCUAUAUGUUCUAUUUCCCUUUUGUAUAUAGAAUUUUUAAUGUUGCCUAAUGUACCCAGGAUAUAAACGGUGUAAGUUUUAUCCAAAUAAAUUAGGCAAGACAUUGCAGCAUGAUAACAAAUAGUAAAGAGCGACUUUUUUCAAAUGAUAUCCAGUGCUGAGAAUCAGUGCACCAUAUGAGGCAUGUCUGAGGUUUUUUUUUAUCAUUAUUAAUCACAGGUUUUAAAUAAUAUUGAAAGUCGUAUAUGUGCCGUGACCUUUGAGACGUCUUGUAUUUGACCUGGAUACGUGUUCUCGUACCCUUUUGCAUCACAGUGCUCUACAAAAAACUCCUCCAAUCACUGAAAGGACCUUUUCCUUGCCAUAGCAAUUUUUUUUUAAUUAUUAUUUUAAAUUAUUUCAAUAAACGGGACGUUUUUUCAUUAUGUGUAUGUUUCACAGAGUUAACCUAAACUAGCUGCUGCUAUAAACUUCUGCAUUAUUGGAACAAAUACAGAACAAUGUACUUCUA
Molecule: messenger RNA, 2334 nt
Organism: Puntigrus tetrazona (Sumatra barb)
Lineage: Eukaryota; Metazoa; Chordata; Actinopteri; Cypriniformes; Cyprinidae
Gene: ccr6a
Product: chemokine (C-C motif) receptor 6a
Exons: 2
Coding region: 352-1464 (370 amino acids)
Biological process (GO): chemotaxis; G protein-coupled receptor signaling pathway; immune response
Cellular component (GO): membrane
Molecular function (GO): chemokine receptor activity
Source: RefSeq, a predicted model, not a curated record